UUCACAGAGCAAGACUCUCCAUAUCAUGAUAUGGAGUGGUUCUUCUUCAGCCGAAGGGAUUAUAAGUACAUUAACAGCAAUCGCUCCAACAGGGCCACACCGCAUGGCUCCUGGAAAAUCACUGGCAAGGAACGUAUGAUCAGGGCUCGAGGGUCCAACGCUGUCAUUGGGAGGAAGAGGACCAUGACCUUCUAUGAACGUUGUGUGCCGAAAUCGAAGAAGACCAACUGGGUCAUGCACGAAUAUAGUCUCUUUGAAAGUGAAGCCAGUCCUGAUCCUCAGCUGGCCGAGAGGGAUUUUGUUGUCUGUCGAUUGAAAAAAAACCCUGAUAAGAAGGAUACUUUAGUCUUUGCUGAAGGUGAACCUAGCAGCUACAAUUUGUGUAAUUGUGAAGAUCAAGCUGCAGCUGAUGUGACUCCAGAGUCACAGGAUCACAGCCCCUCCACACUGCAAUCACCAGCAUGGAUAGAGCUGGGAGAUGUUCUGCAAGCUAAUGGCCUUAAUGAAGAUUGUAAUGAUAUGCAAUCACCAUUUGGAGAUAAUGACUACUCAGUUACCGAUAAGAAUGAUAUUUCAACCUGUGAUGAAGGUGAACCCCAUGGCUUCACCGUUACUAAUAUCGAAAAUGAAGUCGCAUAUGAUAUGUCUCAAGAGCUAUAUGCGCAGCAAGAAAAAAACAGCUAUAUGCUCACGCCUCAGUCACCAACAUUCAGGAAUCUAGAAGAUUUUAUGUAUAUUGAUGCCUCUGAUUUUGGAAAUCAAACUGCAAAUAAUAUGGUUCUUGAGGUGAGCCCAAACAUAUAUACUUCUUGGCAUUUAUGA
This is a messenger RNA of Prunus avium (sweet cherry), 822 nucleotides long. NCBI's taxonomy places the organism in Eukaryota, Viridiplantae, Streptophyta, Magnoliopsida, Rosales, Rosaceae. The record is from RefSeq and is a predicted model, not a curated record.